This is a messenger RNA of Synchiropus splendidus (mandarinfish), 7227 nucleotides long. It is a transcript of the gene cpamd8, whose product is annotated as C3 and PZP like alpha-2-macroglobulin domain containing 8. NCBI's taxonomy places the organism in Eukaryota, Metazoa, Chordata, Actinopteri, Syngnathiformes, Callionymidae. Gene Ontology annotation, molecular function: endopeptidase inhibitor activity; protein binding. Bases 575 to 6154 code for a protein of 1859 amino acids. The record is from RefSeq and is a predicted model, not a curated record. Gene Ontology annotation, cellular component: extracellular region. The transcript has 44 exons.
AGGUAUACGGUUGUUCAAGGGAGUCACAGUGAGUGAUGUGGAGGAUUUGAAGCGUCGGUGUCCCGCGCGCUUUCACAUAAGCCUCAGCUGAGGUCUCGGUCUACGUGCAGAGACUCGCCGAGCUGAAUGAAGACCUUCCUUCCUUCCUGUCUCGCGACUGGAGCGGCUCACAAAAAACAUCUCCCACACCGAGAAGCCACAAGGAAGCGGAGGUCGCCCGGGAUUUACUGGACAAAUUCUGACAUAUGUGCCAACCGAAGUGGGAGGACGCUUGCAAUUAGUAAUGCUGAAAUAUGAGCGAAGGAAACCGGGGCGGGUGAAGGCACAUGGGAGAGGACUGUCCAUGUAGUCCGGGUCCAAGCUGAAAAGAAGGAAAAAAAAUUGUCUGCCAAGUGGAAUGAUUACUACGAGCAGCGUUUUGCUUUGGGACUGGAAACCGCUGCACGCCUAGUCCGCCGCAGCCCAAUUCCAUGGAGAAACAUUGGUGAUUCUAGACGCAAACUCUCUGUGUAAAUUUCAAUUUUCAUCAGUUUCAGGGAGAGAGGCAUUACCCAAAGCUGGUACCGAGACCAAAAUGCUGCGGGUGUCUUUGACAGCAUUGAGUCUUUCAUGGACUUUGUUCUUCUGCAACGUGAACAGCAGCUCCGCUCAAGACAGAAUGGGGUAUUUGGUCACUGCUCCCUCAGUGUUUCGAGCUGGAAUAGAAGAGAGUGUGAGUGUGACCAUCUUCAAUGCAAAAGCAGAGACCCGUGUCCAGGUCCAGCUCUCAGUAAAGGGGCAGACUGUUGCCCACAACCAUGGCUCAGUCCUCGACAAAGGAACAAUUAAAGUGAAGGUUCCCUCAGGGCUAAGGGGUCAGGCGAACCUCAAGGUGUGGGGAAACCGUCACGUCAUAGAGGGAGGCUACAUCUUCCACAACUUCACCACCGUCACCGUGGAGAGCAGAGGCACAGCCGUCUUCAUCCAGACUGACAAGCCUGUCUACAAACCCAAACAUAAAGUGUUCAUCAAUGUCUACACUGUCACUCCUGACCUGAGGCCAUUCAACGAUAAGGUUGAUGCAUACGUGUUGGAUCCAAGAGGAUCCCGAAUCGUCCAGUGGAAAGGUCUAAAAUCGAUCUGCUGUGGGAUCAUGAACAUGAGUUUGCCUUUGUCAGACCAGCCGGUGUUUGGAGAGUGGUUUGUCUUUGUUGAGGUGCAGGGGCAGACCUACAACAAGUCGUUUGAAGUACAAAAAUAUGUGAUGCCUAAGUUUGAGUUGGCCAUUGAUCUUCCCAGCUAUAUACGUGACCUGAGCAUAUGUGAGCAGGCCACUGUCAGAGCGAGAUAUACCUUUGGAAAGCCAGUGACGGGUAAGCUGACGGUGAACAUGACAGUGAACGGAGUGGGGUACUACCGCCAUGAGAUGGGCCAUCCUGUGAUCAAAACUAUGGAGAUCAAAGGUUCUGCCAACUUUAGCCUCUGUGUCAAAGACAUGAUGCCCCUGGAUGUCGCGGAUCAUUUCAGAGGAACAGUGAAUAUUUGGGCUUCGGUUACCAGCACUGAUGGUCACAGGCAAACCACAUUUGAUGAUUCCACUCCUGUUCAUAAGCAGCUUAUUGACAUAAAGUACUCUAAAGACACCCGCAAACAGUUUAAACCUGGUCUUCCCUAUAAAGGCAAGAUUGAGGUGACCUAUCCAGAUGGAAGUGCAGCUGAUGGGGUCAAAGUACGGAUAAAGGCAGAGUUGACGCCCAAGGACAACGUCUACACCAGCGAGCUGAUUUCUAAAGAUGGUCAAGCAAUGUUUGAGAUUCCAUCCAUCCCCACCGCGGCCCAGUAUGUCUGGUUGGAGACCAAAGUGACCUCUAUCAAGGGCAAACUAGUUGGGGACCAGUACCUGCCAAGUUACCUGUCCAUCAGUAGCUGGUAUUCUCCCAGCAGGUGUCACAUCCAGAUCCAAAAUCCCAGCACUCCACUCACAGUUGGCCAGGAGGCAGAAGUGGCUCUCAAAUCCACCUGCCCUUGCAACUUCACCUUGCACUAUGAGGUGGCCUCCAGAGGGAACAUCAUCCUUUCAGGUCAACAGCCUGCCAACCAAACCGCCCACCGCAGGGACAAAAGAGCCACCGUUACCUUUGACAAGAACAUCCACACCACAGAUCAUCCGUCCGGCACCAGCUCCUCUAGUCAAGAGGAGAUGGACACCUGUGUGUCUUACAUCCACUUCCCUGUCAGUCACAGAAUGGCACCACUGACUCGCCUGCUGGUCUAUUACGUCAGGGAGAAUGGCGAGGGCGUCACAGACAGUAUACAAAUCCCCAUCCAGCCCAAGUUCGAGAACCAGGUGUCUGUCUCUCUAUCUACGAAUGAGUCGAUGCCUGGUGACCCCCUGACUCUGCGCAUACAGGCUGAUCGAAGCUCUUGUGUUUGUGUCGCCACAGUGGAUAAAAGCCUUUAUCUCAUAAAGCCUGACUUCCAGCUCAGCCCAAACAAGAUAUUCAAAGAGCUGGCUGACUUCGAUAUAUCCGAUGCUUUUGGUUCUCCCAAAGAUGACGGUCACUUCUGGUGGCCUGGGCUGUUGUCAAAGAGGCGCCGGCGGUCGUCUGUCUUUCCUUGGCACUGGGACAUAACCAAGGAUGCUCGCUUUGCUUUCACAGAAACUGGGCUGGUCGUGAUGACCGACUUGGUGAGUUUAAACCACAGACAGAGCGGUGGGAUCUACACAGAUGAAGCCGUUCCUGCCUUUCAGCCGCACACCUCCACUUUAGCGGCCGCUAUGCACUCGCGGACGACUGUCAGAGCAGAGAGGCGGCGGCGUACGUUCUUCCCUGAAACCUGGGUGUGGCACUGCCUUAAUGUCAGUGCUGACACUGGGGAAGCUGAGCUGCGCCUGGAUGUACCAGACUCCAUCACUACAUGGGUGACCGAAGCUGUUGGCAUGUCUGACGCCAAAGGGAUGGGACUGGCCAAACCAGCGGAGCUUCGCACUUUCAAGUCGUUCUUUGUCGACUUCACAUUGCCCUACAGUUUGAUCAGAGGAGAGCAAACCAAAGUUCCACUUACCGUCUACAACUACCUGCCGACGUGCACCGAGGUUCACGUUAAAGUCUCAGUUCCAAAAGGCGUCAAGUUUGUUGGUCAUCCAGGAAAGUACCACCUGACCAGGAAGAAGUGUGUCCCUGCUGGGGAGGCGACAUCAACAUCCAUGGUUUUAUCUUUUGCUGAGUUGGGGUCUACAAACAUCACAGCACGUGCCAUCGCCUACAGCGAGCCAAAUUGUUGUUCGGAUGGACUUCAGACUGGGAAACUUGCAAAUGAGGUUGAAGAAAAAAGAAGCCCUGUCGGCCUAGAUUAUGUCCGUCGGACUGUGCUCGUGGAGCCAGAGGGUCUGCCCAGAGAGUACACCUACAGUGUCUUCUUCUGCCCAAAUGAGAGAAUCCACAUCUCCACCCCCAACAAGUACGAGUAUCAGUACGUGAAGAAGCCGGCCAAGAUGAACAUGUUCCAGGUGGCAGUCAAGAGCCACAACGAUGCCCAUUUUGCCCUCUCUGCCAGCCCCCAUGACAGCGUGGAAAUGUUGGAGAUUGUUCUCGGGGGACGCCAGAACACUCGCUCCUGGAUUUCUAAAGGCAAAAUGGGGGACGCUCUGGUCAGUGUCGCUACACCUGGCAUUUUGUCUUGGGAUGAGUUUCGCAGCUUCUGGAUAAGUUGGAAAGGUGGUUCAGUACAGGUGGGGCAUGGUUUAUAUCCAACGAAUGAAUCCAUUAUUAUGCAGUGGGCCGGACAGACGCCUUCUCAGGUGAGACAUAUUGGCUUCUCUACUGGCUGGGGCUCGGUGGGUGAGUUUAAAAUCUGGAGGAAGGAAGACUCGGACGAGAAUCACAACGAGGCGUUCACAUUGGGAGUCCCGCACAAUGUAGUGCCUGGUUCCGAGAGGGCAAGGACUUUCAUGAUCGGGGACGUGAUGGGGCCGACGCUAAACAACCUGGACAAGCUUUUGCGGUUGCCAUUUGGCUGUGGUGAGCAGAACAUGAUCCACUUUGCGCCCAACGUUUUCGUCCUCAAGUAUCUGCAGAAAACCCGGCAGCUCAGCUCAGAGGUGGAGAGCGAGGCAACUGAUUACCUUCUGCAAGGCUACCAGAGGCAACUGACCUACAAACGGCAGGAUGGUUCCUACAGUGCCUUCGGUGAGAGGGAUUCCUCUGGCAGUAUGUGGUUGACAGCCUUUGUGCUCAAGUCCUUCGCUCAGUCUCGGGGUUUCAUCUUCAUUGACCCAGAGGAGCUUCGGGCGGCUAAAUCCUGGCUCAUCAAACACCAGCGGGAGGACGGCUCCUUCCCCGCCAUGGGCCGCAUCCUCAACAAAGACUUGCAGGGAGGGAUCCAUGGGAAGAUUUCGCUUACAGCUUAUGUAGUAGCUGCUCUCUUGGAGACAGGAAUAACAACAGAGGAAGAGAAGGUAGCGGUGACGAAAGCCAAGGACUUCCUAGAGAGCAACACCUACUCUGCUGAUGACCCGUACACUACUGCCCUCUCUGCUUAUGCCCUGGCCAUGCUCCGCAGCCCUUACGCGCCACUUGCCCUGCGACGCCUCAACCACAUGGCUAUUACACAAGAUGGACUCACCCACUGGAGCUUGACUGGCAGCACGGUGGCAGAUGAAGACAGGUUCAUGGGUUUUAACGAUGGUCUCUCCCAGUCAGUGGUGUCAGCAGAAGUGGAGAUGACUGCCUACGGGCUGCUGACUUACACCCUCCUCGGGGACGUGGCUUCUGCCCUGCCUGUCGUCAAGUGGCUGUCCCAGCAAAGGAACGCGCUCGGCGGCUUCUCUUCCACGCAGGACACGUGUGUCGCUCUACAAGCCCUGUCAGAGUACGCUAUCCUGUCCUUCGUGGGCGGAGUGAACCUCACCAUUUCUUUGGCUUCGACCAACCUUGACUUCCAGGAGACCUUUGAGCUGAACAAGGACAACAAAAAGCUCCUUCAGAGUGCCAAGAUCCCCAGUAUCCCCACAGGCCUUUUCGUCAGCGCUAAAGGAGAAGGCUGUUGUCUGAUGCAGAUUGACGUUUCGUACAACGUCCCUGACCCCAUAUCCAAGCCAGCGUUCCAGCUCAGGGUGGAUCUGAAAGAGCCAUUUCAGGGCCGUCACCAUCAGCCGCCCGCCUUCUCCCGACAUCCCGCCUCGCGCGCCAGGAGCCGCGCUGAGAACAGAUCUGAGCUCAACCGCAAGCGCCGCGCUCCCAUUGACGAUGACGACCCUGCAGCCCAUCAGGACAAAAUGGAUUUUCAGCUCUCUUUAGAAGUCUGCACGAGGUGGCUUCACUCCGGCUCGUCCAACAUGGCUGUGAUAGAAGUCCCCAUGAUUUCUGGCUUCAGAGCAGAUGUUGAAAGUCUGGAGCGGCUUCUGAUGGAUAAACGUGUCGGUCUGAAGCGCUACGAGCUCAGCGGAAGGAAGGUGCUGUUCUACUUUGAUGAGAUCCCGAGCCAGUGUAUGACAUGUGUGGCCUUUCAAGCAGUCAGGGAAUACAUCGUGGGCAAGACAGCACCUGUUCCGGUCAAGAUCUACGACUACUAUGAACCAGCCUUCGAGGCCACGCGCUUCUACAACGUCAGUGAGAGCAGCCCCCUCGCUCGAGAGCUGUGCGAUGGACCCACUUGCAACGAGGUGGAGAGUUCCACCAAUCAAUGGAUAGGUUUUGUGCAGGCAAACCAGUGCAACAACGUGUUUGGCUGUCUGGAGGAGGAGCAGUUCGAGCGCUGCACUUGUCAUCGAGACUGCGGUUAUGAAGGCGAGCCAGUGUGUGGGUCGGACGGACAGCUGUACCAGAACCAGUGUCAGAUGGAGGUGUUUGCCUGCCGGAAUGGAACGCGCAUCAAGCAGGUUCCGAUGACCCAGUGUCCUCGAACAGAAACCAAAGUAGAGGACAAGCAGCCAAUACUGAACCAGGAAACUGAGCUGCCGUCUGUACCUGUACACACAGGUGAAGAGGAGCAGGGAUCCAUGGCCGAAGCUUCCUACUACUCUUACGAAUACGACCCGGACACAGAUUCAUUCCUGGCAGAUGCAGACGGAGAUCAUUUAAACUUUCCUGAAGAAACCCUGGAUGUUGAUCCGAAAGCUCCGCUUCCAGUUAAUACCCACUCUGUGAGAACUAGAAACCACCCUGAGCGAUGAGUCUCUCCAAGUGAAGCCAUACCUUCGUCCAAAAUUGUACAUUACUUGUGAAUAUGCGAGUGAAGCGAACAGUCCCGGCCCGACAGGAAGUGACGCUGACAUCCGGAGAACAAGUUUGUGUGAGAGCUUUUGUUAGCUGUGUUGUGACGCUAGUUUGUGCGUGCGUGCGCGUGUGUGUUUGACUGUUGUAAAUCGAGGCCCUUCAGUCCCCCCCAGAUCCUCCAAAACAAAUAGGCACUAUAGCAUCGCUUAUUCACUGUACUGCCUUCUUUAAUCACUAGAAGAAAUAAUCAAGUAUUUAUGUUUGUAAUUACAGCUGACGUAAGCAAAAAUAUUGUGUUAUAUUUUCUAUCUGUGGUAUUUAUUUGUAGCUAGGUACCUUUUAUUUUUCAUGUGUUUCCUUUUUUUUUUGUCGUUGUCUUUUUGUUGAACUCACGAUGGAGUAUUAGGGUUAUACCGAUUGUCGCCUCUAGGGGGCUCUUCUCGUUGAAAGGCUGUCAAAAUAAAUGCCUGCUCUGAUAUCGAAACUUCUCUGUCAAGAUUAUAACACUAAGACUCCAUCGUAGUCUAUAUCCGCCCUGUUACAUUCAUCCAACGUACAAGCUGUAAGACUUUUUUUUAAACCUUUGGCAGCAAGCUUUAACCCGAUUUUACUGCUUGAUGAUAUCCUGCUUGGAGGAGAGAGCACAUGUGCUGACCAGAUGUUCGACAGACACAUAAGCUGUAAUGUUAUUCAUUCAUUCGAGAAUGUCUCGAGACAGUGGACAGAAGAUCCUCAGGGAGCAUCCAGAGGUUGGGAGAUACCGACAUGCAACGCUGCUCCCUGGAGGACUGACCCUCACGAGACAUGUAAACUCCUGCUCUUCACCGUCCCUCCUCCGCCCCCAACCUACCUAGAGAUUUGAUUGUACAGUUCAUAAGCUAUUUUGUUUAUGUUUAAAUUUUGAUUCUUGAAGCAAUCGACGUUAAAAAAAAAUCAAGAACGCUGAUUUGAGUUCCUGUAAAUGUACCAAAAUGCAAGCCGCCUGUAGUGUGUAUUCGUAUCAAAUAUCAAACUUUUUAAACCAAGAAUA